This is a messenger RNA of Diplodia corticola, 939 nucleotides long. RefSeq names its product rta1 domain protein. The record is from RefSeq and is a predicted model, not a curated record. Lineage: Eukaryota; Fungi; Ascomycota; Dothideomycetes; Botryosphaeriales; Botryosphaeriaceae. Gene Ontology annotation, cellular component: membrane. Bases 1 to 939 code for a protein of 312 amino acids. The transcript has 2 exons.
AUGGCGCUCUACGAAUACCAGCCAACUCUUGUUGGGGCCGGCAUACUCUCCUCCAUCUUCUGCGUCUUAACCGCUUUCCACGGUUGGCAGCUGGUCAGAAACAGGACAUGGCAUAUGGUUGGAUUUGUUACAGGGGGUGUCCGUGGGUUGAGCCCUAUCCACCUCUCCAAAAAUUCAAAGCUUUGUCUGAUCGACAGUUCUUCAUCAGUUGAGCUCGUCAGCUACGCUGCCCGAGCUGCUUCCGCGACACAGAAGAAGGAUCGGUGGUCCAUGGAACCCUAUCUCAUCCAGAGCACAUUCCUUCUGGUCGCGCCCACAUUCUUCGCAACGUCGAUCUACUCAACCUUCGGGCGCAUCAUAGCGGUGACCGACGGUGAUGCUUACGCCCUCAUCAAGAAACGCUGGGUCGCCAUCUUCUUCGUGCUGGCGGACGUGUUUGCCCUGUUAAUGCAGGCGGUUGGGGGCGGCCUCAUGGCCAUGGGCUCCACGGACCCUACCAGGUUCAACUUGGGACAGCACACGAUCGUCGGCGGCCUGAUCGUCCAGCUUGUGGUAUACUGCCUCUUCUUCGUUUCCGUUGCCACCUUUUACCGGCGCCUGAGCACGCUCCCCUCGGCCAAAAGGCAGAAACACGCGCGCAUCGAUUGGCACCGGCACUUGACUACGCUGUUCGUGGUUAGCAUCCUCUUGAUGGUUCGCUCGUUGUUCCGCAUCCUUGAGUAUGCACAAGGACAUGAUGGAUAUCUGUACAGACACGAAGCGUUCACAUACGUCUUUGACGCUUUGCCCAUGGCCCUUACCAUGGCGUACACGAGCUGGACGUAUCCCGUUCUCCGAAGGAAGGAAAGAGGAGGAAUUCAGCGCUUUCACUUAGCCAGAGUUUCUGGAGGAGCUGCGAGUCCACGGGAGAUUGGCUCCCCAGCGCGCGAGACGGCCUGA